AUGAGUAGGCGUGGAGGUUUAGUUAAAGGCAAAAGAAAAACUAAGCCCACUGAUAAAAAGAGUGAUCCUGCGGAUAGACAAACAGUUCGGAAUAAGUCAUGUUGUCCUUUACAAAUAAAGGAGUGGAAAGAACUUAAAGAACAUGAAAUUGACCAUAUGUGGACCAUUAUCAAGGAGAAGUUUGUAUUUGAAGAAGUAGAAGGAAGGAAAGAAGCCAUUUUUGGUCACAUGAAUGCCUUAUAUAGGGAUUACAGAUACAAAAUGAAGAAAAAUAUUUUGAUUCGAAACCAACUUACCAAUCGUUUGAAAAACAAGCCCAAACUUGAAAGGAGUAACAAGAAUAAGACAAAUAGAUCAAAGCGGUCUAUGCCUCCUUACACAGGAACUAAAAGUUAUGCUCGACUCAGACGUCAAAUGGUUUUGAAGAAAGCAGAAAAUGGUGAGGGCAAAAAUACAACCAUUCCUCUUGAAGGGACAUCGUCAUCUCUGGAAAAUGAGGAAAAAACGGUUGUUCAGGAAGAAAUGGCUGAGAAAUGCAGAUGCAACGCAGACGCCAAGAACAGACGCAACGAAGAAUUUGGGCGCUGGUCGACACCGCGCCUUAGAAAGUUUCGGUACUACUUGUCUCUACGCACCGUUUUAGAGAUGCUUAAUGACCGAGGCUAUGACAUUCCCUCCUCUCAACUCAGUCGCUCACUGGCUGAGUUCCGUUCGAUUUUUGAGACAAACCUCCUAGAACGACUACGUUUUGACUUUCCUCUCCGUUCCAAACCCUCCAAAAAGAUCACCGACUUGUUGGUUAACAUAACAAAGCAUAUCUUGCAACCAAAGCAUGAGAUACUGACUGCUGCAGAGAAACACAUAUUGUUGAAGAAGUAUAUGUUGGAAGAUGAACAGCUCCCUCGAAUGCUCGAAAAUGAUGCUAUUGCUCGAUACUAUGGUCUAGAGAAGGGGCAGUUGGUGAAGCUUACUUACAGUGAUGGAUUUGCUGAUUCUCUUGAAACCUACCGCUGCAUUCAGUGAAUGCUUCUUGAAGCAGUGGUUGCAGGGUAGAUAUAUUACAUUAACGACAAAUGAAUUUUUUUACUCUUGACAUUACUCUUUUUUUGAGCGAGGUUGAUUUGAUUAGUUAAACCGUUUAUAUUAACAACUCAAAUGAAAAGGGGAUAACUUCUAUUUUU
This is a messenger RNA of Pistacia vera, 1181 nucleotides long. RefSeq lists its product as uncharacterized. The coding region runs from base 1 to 1023 and encodes 340 amino acids. The transcript has 9 exons. NCBI's taxonomy places the organism in Eukaryota, Viridiplantae, Streptophyta, Magnoliopsida, Sapindales, Anacardiaceae. Gene Ontology annotation, biological process: DNA-templated transcription. The record is from RefSeq and is a predicted model, not a curated record. Gene Ontology annotation, molecular function: DNA-directed RNA polymerase activity; DNA binding.